GGCCGGUGGCGCCUGCGCGUUGCGAGCCGCUCGCCCUACGACUGCACAUCAUGGCCCAAGCAGAGAAGAAAGGUGGACUGCUCUGGAAAUCUUCAGCCUCCAAGAAACCAUUGAAAGAGAAAGUUGUGCUAAUGUACGAUGAGAUCUUCAUGACGGAGGACCCCAGUAAAUGUAGCCCUCGGUUCUGGGAAGAGCUUUUCCUCAUGAAGGUGAACCUGGAGUAUCUAGAAAGCAAGCUGGAGUCUCUGGAUGGAGAAGAGUUAAUGAAGAUAAAAGAUAACAUUAACUGUUUGUUCCAACACUGCAUCCAGGCCUUGGGAGAAGAGCACCCAAUUCGAGUAGUCAAUGCGUUACAGACGUUAUGUGCAUUGAUUCGCGGCGUCCAUCAGAAGAACAAAUCCACCUCUGGGUUUGACAUCAUCAACAUGCUCAUGGGCUUUGACAAAGCAGAGCUGUGCAUGAAGAAUCUGAUGGAGAGCUUGGACUCGCUGCUUUGUGCAGAAGGCUCUGAAAGCCUGAAGAGUUUGUGUCUGAAGCUGCUUCUCUGCUUGGUAACGGUGACAGACAACAUCAGCCAGAACACAAUCCUGGAAUAUGUGAUGAUUAACAGUAUAUUUGAAGCUAUUUUACAGAUUCUGUCCAACCCACCUAGUCGCAGGGAGCAUGGUUAUGAUGCUGUUGUCCUUCUUGCUUUGCUAGUUAACUACAGAAAGUAUGAGUCGGUGAAUCCCUACAUUGUGAAACUCUCUAUUGUAGAUGACGAGGCCACGCUCAACGGAAUGGGACUUGUCAUCGCCCAGGCAUUAUCAGAGUACAACAGGCAGUACAAAGAUAAGGAAGAGGAGCACCAGAGUGGCUUUUUCUCAGCCUUGACCAAUAUGGUGGGCAGCAUGUUCAUAGCCGAUGCUGAUGAGAAAAUCUCUGUCCAAACGAACGAGGCAAUUCUUCUCGCCCUCUACGAAGCCGUUCACUUAAACCGGAACUUCAUCACCGUAUUGGCACAGAGCCAUCCAGAAAUUGGAUUGGUGACCUUGCCGAUAAGCCCAAUUCCAACGACGCCAGUCACUCCACUCGGGACCACUCCACCUUCUUCAGACGUUAUAAGCUCUGCCGAGCUGCCUUUGGAUGCCGACGUGCAGACCAGCAACCUGCUGAUAACCUUCUUAAAGUACAGCUCGAUUGUCAUGCAGGACACAAAAGAUGAACACCGGCUCCACAGCGGGAAGCUCUGUCUGAUUAUCCUGACGUGCAUAGCAGAGGAUCAGUACGCUAAUGCUUUUUUGCAUGAUGACAACGUGAAUUUUCGAGUAAACCUGCACAGAAUGCCAAUGAGACACAGGAAGAAAGCUGCAGACAAAAACCUGCCCUGCCGCCCCCUGGUGUGUGCAGUCCUAGAUCUGAUGGUGGAGUUCAUCGUAACACACAUGAUGAAGGAGUUUCCUAUGGAUCUGUAUGUGCGGUGCAUUCAGAUCGUGCAUAAGCUGCUGUGCUACCAGAAGAAAUGCAGAGUGAGGCUUCAUUAUACCUGGCGGGAGCUCUGGUCAGCUCUGAUCAACUUGCUGAAGUUCCUCAUGUCCAAUGAGACUGUGCUACUGGCAAAACACAACAUCUUCACCUUGGCGCUCAUGGUAGUGAACUUGUUCAACAUGUUCAUCACUUACGGAGACACCUUUCUCCCAACGCCCAGCAGCUAUGAUGAGCUGUACUACGAGAUCAUCCGCAUGCACCAGAAUUUCGAUAACCUCUACUCCAUGGUGCUACGGCUUUCGACCAAUGCCGGUCAGUGGAAAGAGCCUGCCAGCAAGGUGAUGCAUGCGCUAGUCAAUAUCAGAGCCAUCGUCAACCACUUCAACCCAAAGAUCGAGUCUUACGCUGCAGUGAAUCACAUAUCUCAGCUCUCGGAGGAGCAG
Chelonoidis abingdonii (Abingdon island giant tortoise) is the source of this 1910-nucleotide messenger RNA. NCBI's taxonomy places the organism in Eukaryota, Metazoa, Chordata, Testudines, Testudinidae. The record is from RefSeq and is a predicted model, not a curated record.